Molecule: messenger RNA, 255 nt
Organism: Gilbertella persicaria
Lineage: Eukaryota; Fungi; Mucoromycota; Mucoromycetes; Mucorales; Choanephoraceae
Exons: 2
Source: RefSeq, a predicted model, not a curated record
AUGUUCACAACAUACGGGCCAGAGCAGAUUCGAGUUUUCAUAGAGCUUAUACAGGAAGAGGGGCUGAGUGUGCCCAAAGCUACCAAAAAGUGUAUGAUCCCAAGAAGCAGUGGCUACGUUUUAUUGAAAGAGUUUAAAUACGGUUCAUCAAAGAAAAAAGUCAAUAGAGGAACACCAAUAAAGUUCCUGCCGCAGCAUACGGAAUCUCUUGUAAACUAUUUUGAUGCACACCCUUCAUCAACUAUUGACAUGGCC